AUGGUAGACGCUCAAAAGGCUGGAGUCGCUGCCAUCGUACUGGUUGAAACACUCGUGUUCUGCUAUGCUCCGGAGAUCACGAAGAGGUUUUCAUUCUACAGUAGCCCUUGGUUCAACGAAAAGACUUUGAACAAUGCUACAAGUGGCGCACUUCUGUCUCUGGCUUUGACCCAUCUUCUUCCGGAGGGUUUUGGGGAAAAUGGUAGUGGCCUUAUGAUCGCGUCUGUCGAUGUAAGAGGGUUUAUUAUGGGAAUGCCCAUACUCCUACUAGUUACAAUCGACUUCUUGGCAGGUCACCACUGUGGAUCGCACUCUGUUGUAGAUCCUACAAUCAAGUCUCUCAACAGCAGUACCAUUCCCAACGCUAUAGAUGAGGACAUUGAAUCGAUGUCAAAUACUCAUGUGGCGCUGUCGCACGUCAGUACAGAUCAUGAUUGCAAGAACGAAAAGUUAACCGCAGAUGUGGACCAUUUUUUGUUGAAAUUGAAGCAACUGUUCACGUCACGAGCUCUAUACCUGUUGCUGACAUUUUAUGGCCAUUCUAUACUUGAAGGGGUGCUUCUUGGUACACAAUCGAGUCCCGGAGCGCUUUGGGGCAUGGCAUUUGGGAUAUGUGCCCACAAAUGGGCUGAAUGUCUAGUGUUGAACACUACGGUCACAAAUCUCAUCAAGAAUCAAGUGCUACGCCAUUUCUGCUCAAUCGCAUUCGCGUUAUGUGUGCCCAUCGGGAUUCUUUUGGGAGCAUGCGUGAAGGAGGGAUCACACUCAACACAUGCUGCUUUCCAGUUGCUAGCCAUUGGGUUCUUCCUCUAUCUGUCUUUCGAGCUGCUUACACAUCAUACCUCGAAAAUGGGUGGUAUCACCCGAUUCCCGCUUUGGGUCAGCUAUUUAUUUGGAUCGACUGUGAUGGCCAUCAUUUUGGUUGCUGUAGAAAUUAUGGAACAGAGCGGGACUGUUAAAUCAUAA
Messenger RNA from Babesia sp. Xinjiang, 966 nucleotides. RefSeq lists its product as uncharacterized. Gene Ontology annotation, molecular function: zinc ion transmembrane transporter activity. Gene Ontology annotation, cellular component: membrane. Lineage: Eukaryota; Apicomplexa; Aconoidasida; Piroplasmida; Babesiidae. The record is from RefSeq and is a predicted model, not a curated record. Gene Ontology annotation, biological process: zinc ion transmembrane transport. The coding region runs from base 1 to 966 and encodes 321 amino acids. The transcript has 5 exons.